This is a messenger RNA of Pseudonaja textilis, 2610 nucleotides long. Lineage: Eukaryota; Metazoa; Chordata; Lepidosauria; Squamata; Elapidae. The record is from RefSeq and is a predicted model, not a curated record.
AUGGCUAACGCCCAUAUAAUGAUCCCAGCUGAUUGGCAUAGCCUUUUUCAUAUGACUCUAACAGGGAUUCAAUUUGUUGUAUGGCAAUCGGAGUUUCUCCAUCAUUGUCACCUAUUGGCAGCUCAAAAUCCGAAUCUUACCGCAAAUGAACUGGCAGGAGAGGGUGCCUUUGCUGCUCCCACAGCUCAAUAUAAUAGCCCUAUUAAUGCUCUUAACCUUUCUGCACAAGCCGCUCUGCUUGCUCUCUCUCGCUUGGAUGACCCUCAUACCUCCGCACAAUCUUUUGCAAAAAUUCUACAAAAUUCCAAUGAACCCUAUGCCUAUUUUAUUGAAUGCCUCCAAAUGGCCCUACAAAGGCAAAUUACAAAUGAGGCAGCUCGGCAGGAAAUUCUUCUUAAAUUGGCAUAUGAGAACGCUAAUGCAGACUGUAAAACCUUGCUUACUCCCUUGAUUAAUUCUCCAGAUGCCACUCUAGCCCAAUUCCUACAAGCCUGCACGGUGGUGGGAACACACCAAUACACUUCCGAGAUGAUGGCUGCAGCUAUCACCAGAGGAAUCUCUGUGGUUCCCGAUCUGCUUUAUCCUUCCUCAAAACUUUCAGCCAUUAACCUUUCUGUGCUAUCCACUCUUCCAAAGAAGUUACAAAAGGGUGAUGUCGUAGCAAAAAUGAUCAUGGUAUCGCAACUUCCCUCUGAUGUGCUUGCCCUCACUAGAUCUAUCACCGAAACUAAGCCCACACUCUUGGCUUUAAUCAAAGGUCGCCGCUUCACCGGUCUUCUGGACUCUGGUGCUGACGUCUCGGUGAUACGCUCUGACAAGUGGCCUACAGACUGGGAAACAGAGACCUCCCCAUCACUCCCUACACUUUUGGGACUUGAUUGGUUCCCCCACCUCGGCCUAGGGUUAACAGGAGUCCAUGCGGUAUCAACCUCUGACACUGACUCCCUAUUCGCUGACUACUCAGACGUAUUCAGCAAUGAGCUGGGGUGUUAUAACGGUACCCCUAUCUCAUUCUCAGUCGACCCCCAAGCAGCUCCAAUCCGGUUGAAACCUCGUAGAGUUCCAUUCGCUAUUCGGCCUAAAUUAGAUGCGGAACUGGAUAAAUUAUUAAAACAAGGGGUCAUUGAGCCAACAGAUUUCGCCAAAUGGGAGACGCCCAUAGUCACACCCCUCAAAAAAGACGGUAGCCUGAGAAUUUGCUCAGACUACAAAACCACAAUUAAUAAGUUUUUACAAGUUAGCGCUUACCCAGUGCCCGUCAUUCAGCAUUUAUUACACACUUUAGCGGAACUCCAGACCAUUGUCACCCACAGGGGUGCUUUCCGGUGCAAGCGUCUCCAAUUUGGCGUAAGUGUUGCCCCAGGCAUUUUUCAAUCCCUCAUGGAGCGGAUUUUGCAGGGCCUCCCUGGUGUAGUACCCUACUUCGACGACAUCUUAGUCUCGGCCAGGGACAGACCCCAACUCUUCCAGAGACUGGUCACGGAUCAUAAGCCUCUCCUAGGUCUACUAGCAGGUGACAAACAGACCCCUCAAGUCCUGUCUCCUAGAAUGACGAGGUGGACUCUUUUCCUAGCAGCAUACUCGUAUAGACUCAUACACCGUCCAGGUAAAACAUUGUCCCACGCAGACGCCCUCAGCCGCUGCCCCCUGCCUGCUCCAGCUGAGGAUCCUGCCCCAGUCCAUGCUAUCUUUGAGGUCACCCAACUGGACCUCCCCAUCACUGCCCUUGACAUUGCCGCCAAAUCCAAGGCAGACAAAACGAUCGCCCAGGUACUGGACUGGGUGAGGAGGGGGUGGCCGGGCAGUGAUGUUGAAACCAAAUUCACGCCUUUUAAGACCCGCCUACAGGAGUUAUCCAGUUUGCAGGGCUGUUUGCUGUGGGGCACACGAGUGGUCAUCCCGACCUCACUGCGUACCCGAGUUUUGGAGGCGUUGCAUGAGGGCCACCCUGGCAUCGUCAGGAUGAAGGCAUUAGCACGCAGCUACGUAUGGUGGCCUGGCCUCGACGAUGACAUCAUCAGAUGGGUAAGUUCCUGCCAUCCCUGCCAGGAAUCCCGUCCAUCUCCUCCAAUUGCCACCCCCACUAAGUGGGAAAGCGCCAGCACACCUUGGUCCAGGAUUCACAUCGACCUAGCGGGCCCGAUGCACGGCAAAAUGUUCCUGGUGGUCGUGGACUCUUACUCUAAAUGGAUUGACAUGGCACAAUUAUCCACAACCACCACGCAAGCGGUUACCAAGGUAUUGACUCGCCUGUUCAUAACACACGGGCUACCAGACUCUAUUGUUUCCGACAAUGGCCCCCAGUUCGCAUCGGCCGAGUUCAGUCGCUUCGCUGCCAACCUGGGCAUCCGCCACAUCUUCACGGCUCCCUUUCAUCCUGCCAGUAAUGGAUUGGCAGAAAGAGCCGUUAGGACCACUAAAGAAGCUCUAGCUAGACGCCUGCGGACUGUAUUGGACAGGCUUCACCCACAUUACUGCCCUGACUCUACCCUCGCUUCCACAUCGGGGGUUAGGCAUUUUGUCUUACAGGAAACCGUGUUCGCGAGAAACUUCGCUGGAGAUCCUCUGUGGAUCCCGGGCGAGAUCGUGGCCAUCACCGGACCCAGGUCG